AUGGGUAUGACAACUAAACAACAUGGACACGGUCAUCAUGGACACCAUACUGGACCCACUCACGAACCCAACAUCAACGAGAGCUUCAUGUUCCGCUACGAUGCACACUCGCACACAUUAGGAGUAAAAACCAAUAAGAUGUGUUACCUGUACAUGCUGACAGCAGAUGAACAAACCAGCAUCCACACAUCAACUGGACUUCACACCAUCGAGAAGACCGCCAUUGACCUUAUUGAUGCUAACGGCUCCUUCACCGCCGUCUCCUCCACAGAUCUCAAUACCAUGAGUCAUGGUUUGGCCCACUUCUGUGGAAAAUUGACCGCUAUGAGACUGAAUUAA
Molecule: messenger RNA, 339 nt
Organism: Saccostrea echinata
Lineage: Eukaryota; Metazoa; Mollusca; Bivalvia; Ostreida; Ostreidae
Exons: 3
Coding region: 1-339 (112 amino acids)
Source: RefSeq, a predicted model, not a curated record